Messenger RNA from Kwoniella shivajii, 2070 nucleotides. RefSeq lists its product as uncharacterized. The record is from RefSeq and is a predicted model, not a curated record. Bases 1 to 2070 code for a protein of 689 amino acids. NCBI's taxonomy places the organism in Eukaryota, Fungi, Basidiomycota, Tremellomycetes, Tremellales, Cryptococcaceae. The transcript has 3 exons.
AUGCCUUCUUCUGGAAGAUACCCACAAAAUUGGAGUGGAGAACACCCUCAUCAACCAAUAUUCAAUCCAUACAACUCUCAUAAAGCUGCCAGUUUACCCAUGAGCGAAAACACAGAAAUCAAUUCAUCACUUCAACCUCGAGGACCCGGUAAACCUGUCCCGCCAAUCCCAAUUCGUCAAGCGCCUCAUCCAUCUUUACGACCGCUCACAAACCCAGGUCCAUUCAAGGGAAACCGGCAACCGUACUUGCCAAGAGUCGGCCAUACUGAUACCGACAUCAAGAACAACAUCACUAGUAAUGAUGCCAAGAAACAACACCACAGAAGAGACUUGACAAUGAAAUCGCAACCGCAACAGGAGAAAUCCAAGCUUGAUCCUUUGGCUAAUAGCUGGAAUGGUUCUUUACUCAUUAUCAAUCCUGCCGGAGAAGAAAGAACACAAGGCGAGACUUUCCAAUCAGAUUGGUCAUCGAAAAAGCUGGCUGUUCAUUCUCCUCCUUUGGAUUUCACUUCAAGGAUUAAUAUGCCAAGUAAAGCAAGCUCAGAUGCAGCUGCGAUAGCAAUCAAAGGACCUGCUUCGUCCUUCUCUAAACAAUCGAACGUCUCCAAAUAUCCUGAACCUCGUGUGCCUCCUUCUUACCAACGAAAUUCCUCGACCACCAUCCAAACAGCCAAUGGUCUACCAGCAAGGCCUGGACAAUUUUACGAUACGACACGGCAGCCACUUCGAUUCGGAUUUUCAGCCCCACGUACCUCGAAUCAACAAGACUACUCCAGACAGACGCAGAGCAUUCCCCAGUUCAGGACACAUUCCGAGACUCGUUCUUUUCUCUCCGGUCAAGCUGGUCCGCCUGCAAUUCAAGGUGUUAAUCUUUCCCGGAAUGUGCCUUCUUCUAAGCGUCCUCGAGUCACGCCACAUGUAGGAUAUAUCAAUGAUCGAUACCUUCAUUACCUACAAUUGGGUCAAUCCUCUUACAGAAAUCAAACCGUCUUCCGUAUUCAUACCAAAUCGUCAGCUUCACCUUUGAUAUCAACGGGAAAUUCAUCAACCUCUGGAUUCUUUGCCACUUCCAAAGUAUUCUCACAUCUCACUCCCAAAGCCUAUGAAGCCUUAUUUCAAUCUCACUCAGAUGAAGAGACAGAUAAACAUGAAGGAUGGCUAAAAGGAACUUUAAUGAGAGAACUGAUGAUUGAUCACAUUCUCUGUCGACCUUCAAAGAAAUUCAUUGACCUAAGCACAAUUAUCAAGAUCAAGGAUAAAUCGAGCAUGAAGAAAAGUAAGAAAGGUGAAAUGGGACUCGAAAGCAGAAUUGAUUCAGAUGGAUAUUGGAUAUCUACAACGAGAGCGAUAGAUUGGGCGAUUUACGAAAUUGCUAGACGACUGACAAUUACUCAUAUAACUGGUAAAGGUGAAAAACAAAUUAACUUAUCAGUUAUCAAUGCUGAACCUACAGCUUCUUCACUAGCUGAAGGAAAAGCUUCAAUACAGAUUGGCAAAAUUAGAGAAAGAAGGAUAAAUCCUCUUAUUUGUUUGGAAGUUAACGAAAGAAAAAUACUUUCACCACAUAAAUUACAGGCUUCAAUUCAAGCUAAAUCCAAAUCGAGAGAAACAUCUGAAACCCUGUUUUGGGGUAGAAUAUUCGGCGAGAAUGUAGAAGAAGAUCUGAUAUUUACUGCUGAACAUCUUCCUUUCAAACUCCCAGCUAAAUUUUGGAGACCUUCCUGGCAAAUAAACCCCAGAUUACCAGGAUGGUUGGGUCGACUUCGAUGGAAUCCAGCAACAGACGACUGGGAGACUGCUUUGGGAUGUCUGAGAGGUCAAAUUUCGCCGACUACAACAUGGGACGAUCAACCAAUUCACAGUCUAGGGUCGCAAUGGCCUCCAUCACCUUCCACUUCCGCCACUGACACACCAAGGUGUGAAGACGAUUUCUCAAGUUCGCUUAAAAUCGUUUCGGAUGAACCCACACCGGAUGUAUCUUCUUCACAUACGGACCGUAUCGGUUCCUUUCGGUCAGCUAGCUUCGUACAGGUUCAGAAGGGCAAACAAAUGGAAGAUUUGAUGUCAUGA